Molecule: messenger RNA, 1560 nt
Organism: Colletotrichum acutatum
Lineage: Eukaryota; Fungi; Ascomycota; Sordariomycetes; Glomerellales; Glomerellaceae
Product: major facilitator superfamily transporter
Exons: 4
Coding region: 1-1560 (519 amino acids)
Biological process (GO): transmembrane transport
Molecular function (GO): transmembrane transporter activity
Source: RefSeq, a predicted model, not a curated record
AUGGCGGCCCGCGGAGAUCUCGAGUCCCACCGGGAGAAACACCCCGAAGACCUCGUCAACGAGGUUCCCGAGUCAUCAUCCUCGGACUCGGAGGACGACCUCAAGCCUCAUCCCCCGAUGUACUGGAAGAUCAUUGCUGUCAUUCUGAUUUCCUGCAUCAGCUUCGGAUCUUCCUGGAGUUCGGGCAUCACCGGCGCCCUGAAGUCGACGCUCAAGAAGGAGCUUGAUAUCAACAACAAGCAAUUCUCGCUGCUAGAGGCCAGUGAAGAUUUCAUGGUUACCCUGCUCAUUCUCACGAGCGGUAUCGUGACCGACAGAAUCGGUGGCGCCGGUGCCAUGUUGUAUGGUAACAUCAUCUACUCCAUCGGUUCUAUCAUCGUCGCCGCCGCAGCUCAGACCCGCGACUUCAAGCUCAUGAUCGGCGGCCGAGUCAUUCUUGCCCUCGGUGACAUUGCAACCCAGGUUGCCCAGUACAAGGUUUUCAGCUCCUGGUUCUCGCCCAACAAUGGUUUCGCGUCCACUCUCGGCCUGGAACUAGGCAUCAAGAAAAUCGGCGGUUUUGUUGGCAAGUCCUCGGCCAACAUCAUUGCGAAGAACACCGGCAACUUUGCAUGGGUCUUCUGGAUCGCCGUCUUCAUGAACGUCUUUACCAACAUCCUCACCCUCGUCUUCUACCGCUUCAACACCAUCGCCCACAAGAAGUUUGGCAACGUUACGGACCCGGCAACUGGUGAAAAGCUCACCGAGAAGUCCAAGAAGUUUGAAGUCAGGAAGGUACUUGAACUUCCGUGGGUUUUCUGGGCCAUCCUGUCGUUCUCUCUUUUCCAGACCAGCACUGCCAUUGUGUUCUCGCAGAACGCCACGGAAUUGGCUGAGAAGAGAUUCAAGACGGACUCCAUCACUGCUGGUUGGUACUCAGCGACUCUGCAGUACGCUGGCUUCUUUUUGGUUCCCUGCAUUGGCGCCUUCAUUGAUCUCCUAGGCAACCGUAUCACGUUGUUGGCUAUCUGCGGUACCGGAGUCUUCCUAGCUAUGGCGCUUAUCAACUGGGCCACGGAUACCAAAGGAACUGCUGCUGCCUUUGGCAUUUACGCCGUUGCGUUCACUUUGGGCCCUACCACCAUUAUCGACAGUAUCCGUACUUCUAUGUGGCACUCAUCUGUCUUUGGCUCCGCUUACGCUGUCAAGAUUGCCACGAACAACGCCAGCAGGAUGAACAUUAUCGUCCGUGUCAUCACCGGAGCCAUCCAAGAUGCCGACAACGACAGCUACGACCAUGUUGUCAUCGUCUACGCCGUUCUCGCAGCUGCUUCCGUCUUGGUCUCAAUCAUGUUGGGUGUCCUGUCGUGGUGGUCCAUAGAUCUGGGUAAUCUCCAAUGGACUAGGAAGCAGCGUAGGGCUAAUGGCGAGUUGUGGAAUGAGAGAAAGAGGGCUUUCUACGAGGACAAUGGAGCGCGCAACAAGCGUAUCUCUAUGAUUUGUUUUGGGUCUUUGGUUAUGUUGAUUCUGGGAGCUUGGUCGGCGUACUUCUGGGGUGUUGCAACUGGCAACAACUCCUAA